AUGUUCCGGAGUUUCAAGUUCCCUGAUCGGAUCUGCAGGGGAACCAGGUUGAGAGGAGCUUCACGAAGAGUAAGAUGGUGCAAAGAGAAGCACUGCAUAGGAACGUGGAAUGUAAGAUCCAUGUAUCAAGGAAAACUAGACAUAGUGAAAAGAGAAAUGGAGAAAAUUAACAUCGACGUAUUGGGAAUAAGGGAAAUGAGGUGGACUGGCAUGGGAGAAUUUGCUUCGGGUGGCCAUAUGGUGUAUUAUUCUGGGCACGAUAACAACAGAAGUAAUCGAGUAGCCUUCAUUAGUGAUAAAGUGAGAAAAGCUGUAAUGGGAUGCAAAUAUAAAAAUGAUAGAAUGAUGUCCAUCAGACUUCAAGGUCAGCCCCUCAACAUCACAGUAAUUCAAGUUUAUGCACCAACAACCAAUGCUGAAAAGGAAAUUAUUGAGCAGUUCUAUGGAGAUUUACAAAAAUUACUGCUGUCAACACCAAAAAAGGAUAUAGUCUUCAUAGUUGCAGAUUGGAAUGCAAAAGCGGGAAAUCAAGCUGUAGACGGUAUAACAGGGAAAUAUGGUCUUGGUACAACAAAUGAAGCAGGACAGAGACUCCUAGAAUUCUGCCAAGAAAAUUCAUUGACAAUUACUAAUACACUGUUUCAACUACCAAAACGACCCCUGCCAGAUGGCCAACACCGGAACCAAAUUGAUUACAUACUUCGUAAUCAGAGGUGGAAGAGCACGGUUCAGUCAGGUACAACAAGACCUGGGGCUGACUGUGGAUCAGAUUAUGAGGUCCUGAUUGCAAAAUUUCGGCUGAAACUUCAGAAUGUAGCAAAAAGUACAACAAUGGCCAUACCUCAUCAGGUCACCACAGUCGCUCUGAGCAACACCAUGCAACUACUGCACAGCAAUAACUCGGUGGGACCAACACAAAACAACAACUACGGGAACCACCCACUGUCCAUCAAACUACACCUGCUGCCCAUUCACACAGACUCACCAGAAGUGUGGUCUGCUUUAUGCGAAUGUAUGAUGAGGCCAGGAGAGACAGGACAGCCAGAGACAGCUUGUAUACUUUGCAACCAUCUCCGUGAACAAGCGGAUCUUGUCAGCGAUCUGCUGCUGAGUACUCCAAACACGCACAAGUAUGAGAUGGCGAAGUCACUAAUAUUGCAACGAAUAUCACACAAGUUGGAGCAACUACUGCACCAUACCAUAAACGAGAUGAUGCUGGCGACAAUACACCAUCGGUGUUAUGGUGCAAACAGCACCUGA
This is a messenger RNA of Schistocerca americana (American grasshopper), 1260 nucleotides long. RefSeq names its product craniofacial development protein 2-like. The record is from RefSeq and is a predicted model, not a curated record. Lineage: Eukaryota; Metazoa; Arthropoda; Insecta; Orthoptera; Acrididae. Gene Ontology annotation, molecular function: catalytic activity.